Messenger RNA from Aspergillus tanneri, 810 nucleotides. RefSeq lists its product as uncharacterized. NCBI's taxonomy places the organism in Eukaryota, Fungi, Ascomycota, Eurotiomycetes, Eurotiales, Aspergillaceae. The transcript is spliced from 3 exons. Bases 1 to 810 code for a protein of 269 amino acids. The record is from RefSeq and is a predicted model, not a curated record.
AUGAAGAUCCCACACUACUAUUUCCUUGGUACUGUACUGACCCUCCUUUCUACUACACCGGCCACAGCCGCAGCUGCCACUUGUUCCUCAUCAGCCCAAGCCUGCAGUAUCACCUCAGCCACAAUAGCUGCAGGUGCGAGUCUCGAAGUCUCUGGGGUUAAAACCUUUUGUGCCUGCGGUCCAACUCAGUACGAUAUCAGCACUGCAGUACAAGGGAAGUCUACAUAUAUUGCAUGUGUUUUGAAGGGGCCCCUUUUGAGCAUGAUGUCUACAAUUGCUCCAACAACAACCGAACCCCGUCCAGAAACCUCAUCCUUGACUCAGUUGCUUUGCGCUACGAAAGCACCAUCAGCGAAGGGUGUGAAUUUCUGGGGCUCCAUAUUUAAACUUUCCGACGCGAGCGCGGCUGUAGAUGCUGCCUGCGACCUCAAGGAACCUUUUCGCCUAGGACGUCAGACCGGCCGCUCCCAAAAUUACUAUUACGAUCAAAAGAUUGUAUCGAGAGAUACUAAAAAAGGUGUAAAUCUGAUACUCGCUGCAACAGCACGCGAUGGCUGUGAUAUCUCUUUGGAUUCGAAGACUUGCAGAGAGAUCUAUAAUACCAUACUUUCCGGACACCCUUCUUGCCCUAAUAAGGAUAACUGGAGCAUGGGGGGAAUAGGGGUUAGUGAAUGUGGAAAUUUCAUGCUGACUGCUGGGACAAGUUACGAUAAACGUGACCCUUUCGCCGAUAUGCAUCCAUCGCGCGAUUGGAAUACCGACCAUUACUGCGAUGCAAAACUAAGUGUGAAGUGCGAGCUUGAUAUGUGA